ACCGUUCAAAAGACUUUAAGUCAUUAAAUAGUAAGCCAUUAGUUGAUGUGUUGAUCACUAAUGUCUACACAUAUGUUGUGUUUGCAAUGUGUUGUCAAUACUAUGGUUUGGCGCCAACUGUAAGACAACCGGUGUUCAAAAACAACAGACAAAACCAAAGACAAGACAACAUCAGCUGACAAAUGGAUGUCUCGUUUGGUGCAGACAUUGAUGGCGAUGACGACAGCAAACACUCAAUCGAUGAUUGCGAGCUUCACAAUGAUUUUGACAAUCAGAAGCUCUUCACUGUUUAUGAACGUUAUCUCAAUAAUGCCGACGACUCCGAUGUCGAUGAAGAACCAGAGUUAUCAUUCACUGAACACAUUAAUCAAGUGAUGGCCAACAGAGCCAUCAAAACACCACAAAUUAAUCGAUCGAUGCGUCGAAUCACUUGUUUGGCAGACAUUCAAAAGUCUGUUCCGAGAAUGGGUUCAUUGAAUCAAUCACUGAAUGAAUCAACAAAUGAAGAAAUACUUCCUUGGAAUUUGAAAGACAUGAACGAGAAAGAGGUCGUUGAGUUGAUUAAUAAAUUACAAGAAACACUGAUUGCCAACGAAAACUCAUGUCCACAGUUAGUCGCAAAUAAUAUGAAUAGUGUUUUUGAAAAACAAAUUAAUUUUAUUAACAACUGGUCGGAGAUUUCGGAAAAGAAAUUUCAAAAUCGUUUAAAAGACAUUAAUGAGUAUAUAAGUAAUGAUAUUGUUUUUGAUGAACUCAUCGACAAAGAGCUCAAAGAAUUUGUUAAUAAAGUGGAAAUCAUGAAGAAAUUAAAGUCCGAUUUGAAUGUUAUUCAACAGAUUGCCAGUCAAUGA
Oppia nitens is the source of this 851-nucleotide messenger RNA. RefSeq lists its product as uncharacterized. Bases 183 to 851 code for a protein of 222 amino acids. The transcript is spliced from 2 exons. The record is from RefSeq and is a predicted model, not a curated record. Lineage: Eukaryota; Metazoa; Arthropoda; Arachnida; Sarcoptiformes; Oppiidae.